Messenger RNA from Durusdinium trenchii, 2814 nucleotides. Lineage: Eukaryota; Dinophyceae; Suessiales; Symbiodiniaceae. The record is from the annotation of a GenBank genome assembly.
GUUUUGUGCGCUAUGGGUUCUACGCCUUCGUGGCUUUCUUGUCGGGAAUCUCUGGGCAAGACGGGGCCAGAAGACUUGCCUAAGCUCCUGAAGCCUUUGCUGCAGUUGCGGCUUGAAGAGCUUUGUGGCAUCUACGCCAAAGUUGCGGGCCAGGAUACAGUGCCAUUGGAGAUUCUUCAGGAUUUGCACUUGGACCCAAGAGCUGCGCAGUUGCUUGGGAAAAGCUUUGACCUGCUUGUAAUGCUGGUGGUGGCAAGCCAGACACAUGUUCACACCAAGGCACGCUUCGCAUUUGCCAUGUGCACCAGUGAGAACUUUUUGGACUACCCCAGUUUCAGGCAAAUCCUUUCUUCCUUUCUUCGUGCUGUUUGGCGUCUUGGAAGUGGUACACGACGACCCGAGUCUGCCAGCCCUGCGCUGUUGGAUUCAUUAGCUUUCUGCCUCUUUCGACCUCACGAGCCGGCCUUGUCGCAAGAGGCAUUUAUGAGAAUGGCCACUGAAGAUCAGGUCGGUGCGUUUCUGCGUCGCUUCUCAGCUGGCCGGCUCAAUGUGAAUUUCAAUUUGGAGACAUGGCAUACCAAAGCUGAAGAAAAGAAAAGUGCGGGAGUUGUGGAAGAUGUCCCUACAUCACUCUCAGCUGCUGCCAUGCCCACAAGCUACAGAAUGGAUGACUUGGACCAGCCCUUGCCACGCCGUAAAGGAUACUUCUUGGCUGUUCAAUCCGCCCGGGAGUCCGCACUCUACCAAGAGCUGGAGCAAAUCCGCUUGGAGAGACUAAAACCGGCCAACGAAGUCACCCGGAGCAAUUUGGAUUUGGAACUACGGGAGCGAACGAUUCGUGAAGAGCUACUGGGAGAAUUGAAGGACGAUGUCGCACGGCGAGAGUAUAGGCGAAGAGUACAGAAGUUCUGGCAUAGGUCCAGACCAAACUCUGCACAAAGUGGAAACGGGAGGCAAAGAGUUGUUUGUCACGGACGCCUUUGGACAGCCAGCUCAAAUCACAUUGCCCGAGGUGGUGUUUUACCUGCAGGUGUGCCAAGGCCUAUUACCCCAACAGUUAUGCAGGCAGCAGUGAAUUCAGUCGUUUCCAGCACGAGCCAGCCAAGUAGAACCAUCGCAGAUCGAGUUCUUAAAGAGAUUCAUGACGACAAUGGCCAAGACGGGAAAAAGUGGGGCAAGAGGCAUACAAUCCGCCGUGGUUCUUCAAUAUUCAACGGCCUUGAGAAUUUGUCUCAGGAGUCAGGGUCAGGCUCUGAAGAGAAAGAAGAGGAACGUUGUUUGUUUAGACGCGCGGAUGUUCUCGCUGCAUUCAAGUUGUACCGCAGUGAAUAUUGGUUGAAGAAGGGAGGUGGCAUUCGCUCAUUGCUAAAAUCCGGGCUUCCAAUUGCUAUACCAAAAGAUAUGAGUCGCGCAGAACUUGCCUACCGUCGAAAAGUUGAAGUGGAAUUGAUGUUUCAAGAAGUCGCUGCUGAGAGAUCAGCAUUGCAUACGCCAACAGCAUCACAAGAACUUACUCUGCGGGGGUUUCUAAAGGCAGUCUUUCCUUUGGCCAAAAGGUCAGACAUUUCAAUCAUGAUGCAAUGGAUCAAAAAACCUCCAGAUGAGAGCAAAGUUGUGAGGCAGAAGAAGAUCGCAAAGCCUGACCUUGGUCUUCUGCGCGAUUUGAUUGACUUGUUCGAUGCAAUCGAUGAAGAACGAACAGGUUUCGUGCCAAUUGAAGCUGUCGAAAAGUUUCUCUCCGGUGAGAUUGUGACCCAAGGAGAGAAUGCCCGACUCAAUUUGCGUCGACAGGCUCGCACCAGCCAGCGCAGUGUGAUCAACGCAGCCUGCUAUCCAACCAACCCGCGGGCUGUGAUGAUUUUGAACAAGACUUUGGAGGAUCGACCAGAGUGGGUGGUAUCCCCAGAGAUCAAUUCAGUCAAGUCUGUCAGACACUCAACAGCUACAUCUGUGUGCAAAUCCUUAGAGCAGAGGAUGGACCUCUUGGCUACAGCGCUGGAUGUGGAACUUCACCAAUUGGCCCAAGGGGACCCCAACCUGAUCAGCGAGACCAUCGAGGCUGCCAGCAAUCCAUGGCAUCACGAUGAGUUUGUGGAGUCUCUGGAGCGCACUGAGGUCCAGAAAGGCGAGCAGGUUGCUGAGAGGGUACGCUUGGUGAGACUUUACUGGCGUUUCCUUGUCGGCAGUGCCAUUGCGCAGCAACUGCGGGAAGACCCUUCCUGCUUGGAGCUAAAGGAUGGCAAGCUUGAUUUGACUGGCUUCAUGUGUGUCCUGGCGCAGGACCAGGUGAACACCAUUUUUGCACUAAGCCGAUCAACAACACCAUCUCCUGCACAUAUUCGGCGCUUGGCCUAUGCUUUUGAGUAAAAAGAGUUCUUGAGUUUCGCACUCCUACACGCCUUUUAAAUUAUAGUCUGCAUUUUUACAGAGUCGUUUUCUCGUACAUAUAUAUGUUCUAUUAGGUUCUAGACUUUCUCGUAGCAGACACCCGUCCCUUCCCAGCUAUGAUGAGUGGUUCUUGCAAGCAAAGAUCUUGCAAGCUGCCGGCAGCAUUUGGAUUUUAGAAAGCUUUAACUGUUGCGUUGGUCGGAACCAACAUUCAUGAUACGCUGCUUUUCAAUGCUGGUCAAAGGGGCAGGAAUGUGGUGCACCCCACCUUGAAGAAUCGGUCUCGGUGCCUCGGUGCUGGUAAGAAGCCAGUGCAGAAUAGACGACUUGGAUCAAUAUGGCCCGAGUCAAAAAGAUCCAUUUUGAAGAGCCGGAUCCACAACUCGUGUCCAGAGUUGAAGCAAAGAGUCACCUGUAUUACUUUGG